UAUCGCUCCUUUUCCGCCUUCGCCCCGGCGCCGUACAACACGAGUCCUCAUCCUUUCUCGUUUUUGUGGCGGCACAUAACGAUUACAACGGAUAAAGCGACCAGUGUAAAGCUUCGGCGAUGAAACCCAUCUUGCUACAYGGCCAUGAGAGGUCUAUCACACAGAUCAAAUACAACCGAGAGGGAGACUUGAUAUUCUCUGUGGCCAAAGACACGGUAGCGAACGUGUGGUACUCUGUGAACGGGGAGAGGCUUGGAACGUACAAUGGACACACUGGAGCUUUGUGGUGUGUGGACUGUGACUGGGACACCAAGAACGUGCUGACAGGAUCGGCAGACAACAGCUGUAGACUAUGGGACUGUGAGACUGGUAAACAACUAGCCAUGUUGAACACCAGCUCGGCUGUGAGGACCUGUGGCUUUGACUUCAGUGGCAACAUCAUCAUGUUCUCUACAGACAAGCAGAUGGGCUACCAGUGUUUCCUCAACUACUUUCUGGAGAGGUGCUGAAGAAGGUGAAGGAACACAACAAACAGAUCAACGACAUCCAGACCUCUGUUGAUCUGACCAUGGUCAUCACAGCCUCUAAAGACUGCUCCUCUAAGCUAUUUGACUCUACAACUCUAGAUCACAUCAAGUCCUUCAAGACAGAGAGACCCGUCAACUCUGCUGCCAUCUCCCCCAUCAUGGACCACGUGGUGAUGGGAGGAGGUCAAGAGGCCAUGGAGGUCACCACCACCUCCACCAGGAUCGGCAAGUUCGAGGCCAGGUUCUUCCACGCAGCUUACGAAGAGGAGUUUGGCAGGGUCAAGGGUCACUUCGGACCCAUCAACUGCGUGGCGUUCCACCCGGACGGCAAGAGCUAUGCCAGUGGAGGAGAGGACGGCUAUACYAGGAUCCAUCACUUUGACCCCCAGUACUUUGACUUCGAGCUGGAGGCGUAAACAGGAGACCCGCAGCGAUACUCUUCUUCUUUAACUAAUAACACCAGACAGGCUACGGGAAGGACACCAGGGGGCACAUCUCAAUAUUCUGUAGUAGCCUCCUCUCCUGAUCUGAGAACGCAGGAUAGGGGACAGCAAUAAUAAUGGUGGUGGAUGACUACCAGGAAUUGUUUGUUACUUGUUCAGUGGUUUUAAAUCUGGGAUGGAGAAGCCACUGAAGAGGAUUGAGAUGCACCCCCUAGUGAUGAUGGUGGUGGGGGAGGGAGGAAGGAAGAGGAGACUUUAGUCCUUUGAGAAUUAUUUUGGCUGGUCAUCAUAAUCCUGAUAUCACUAAUAAAUAGCCUGGAAUGUUUGGAUUGACAUGGCCGACAG
Salvelinus sp. IW2-2015 is the source of this 1315-nucleotide messenger RNA. Lineage: Eukaryota; Metazoa; Chordata; Actinopteri; Salmoniformes; Salmonidae. The record is from RefSeq and is a predicted model, not a curated record.